Cuscuta campestris is the source of this 1039-nucleotide messenger RNA. The record is from the annotation of a GenBank genome assembly. Lineage: Eukaryota; Viridiplantae; Streptophyta; Magnoliopsida; Solanales; Convolvulaceae.
CUAAAAUCAAAGAAGAGAGUAGAUGAUGAUGCUAAGGAUUGAGGUGAUGCGCUGAAGAAUGUAGAAGAUGAGGCGCUGAGCUGAAGCCGCAGACUCGCUGAGGAAGACGCUGGUCGCUGCCUGCUCGUCGCCGGAAAAUCGCUGAGGAAGACGCUGGCCGCUGGGACGGUUGGUCGCUGAUCCGAAAAAAAAAAGUAUUAGGUUGUGUAUUCAAUUGAGAUUGUAUUGGAUUUUUUUAGACUCUAAAAAGUUAGUGAAUUUAGAAAGUCAAUAGAUUCCAUGUAGAGUUUGUCCAACUUUUCUAUUGAUUUGAGAUAGAUUUUAUAGAGUCCAUGGAUUUCUAUUGGAAAUUUUGAGGUGCAUUCCCUUCUGGCAAUCCGGCAUAUAGAUUGGGAGCAAAGACUCCAUGCCAGCAAAGACUCCGAUCCAGCCAUGGCAGCUGCAAAAUUUGAGAAGACGGAGGAAGAAGAAAGAAACAAGAAGCCAUUAAUGGAGGACAUGAAUUGGGAGCAAAAACUCCAUGCCCUAACCCACAUCAUAACCAGCCCCGCGCCGUCACCGCCGCCGCUCCACUCACAGUACUUCAUCGCCGUCCAAGUCCCCUGCUACCUCACCUGGCACUACCCGCCACUCCUCUACCCCAAGCCCCUCAUCCACCCCAAGUGGGCCCUCUCCUUCUUCCUCAGGAACCUCUCCGUCGGCUCUGAGCGCCCGAAAAACUCGUGGAGGUCAAAAUGCCCAUACAAUGUCCCGCCCCCGGUGGUGCUCGUCGGAUGAGUGGAGGCGGCGGCAUGGGGGGAUGAGGAGAAGAUGAUGGAGCACGGGAGGAGAAGGGUUAGGAGGAAAGCGUCUUCAAGCAGGGGAUGAGAAGGAGCAAGGUAUUCUCACAAUUCCAGGCUCCCCGCUGCAAAAUCCAUGGAAAUCUGAUGUACUUAGAGGGAUUUGAGAUAAGCAUUAUUUUGGGAGACAAUCCAGCAAAAUCUAUGGAGUAUUAAAAAUCAUUGAUUGUUGAAUACCUAAAAAAAUUUUAAGACUUUUU